AUGGCGUCGGGGAUUCAAGUCCUCCCAGGUGCCUUGUUUUUGGUCUGCCUGGCCAGUGUGCCGUGUAUGGGUACCACCAAUAGCUGUGCAGAGCUGGGUUUCUCCUCCAACCUCCUCUGUAGCUCGUGUCGUGAUCUGAGGGAGUUUAAACUGGAAGAACUGGAAACUGAUUGUGAGCAAUGCUGUACCACUGAUGUGGAGGGGGGUGAUGAGAAGAUGUACGCUGGUGCUAUUCUGGAGGUGUGCGGAUGAAAAUUGGGGCGGUUUCCUCACAUUAAAGAAUUUGUGAAGAGUGACCGCCCUAAAGGUUUUCCUGGUCUAGAGGUUCGUUAUAAGAAGGGGGCUAACCCAACUCUCAAACUAUUGGACGAGACGAGGACAGUACAAGACACACUCGCGAUUGACAGGUGGGACACUGACACUAUAAUGGAAUUCCUCUCUGAAAAGAUCGGCACUAAAUAUUAAAUCACAAACUCUGACCCUCUAACCAUAAUUAGCGCACUCUGCAGUCUAUCUGUCUCCCCUCACACACUCAGCCGUCACUUUGUGGUUGCAUUUGUACGCUUGUUCUCACAUGUUAGUCAUCCAUAGAUAACAGAUUGUGUUGUGUGUUCACAUGUUUUAUGAAGGUGUUGUUUCAAACUGGUUGCCCAGACAACAGAACCUGAUGUAUUCAAUUUGUGUACACACUGUUUAUCUAUUACUAUUAUCUUUAUUUGGCAAUUUAUCGUGUGAUAAUGAUUCAUGUCCCAUUCAAUAAUUAGCCAAAACAA
Molecule: messenger RNA, 773 nt
Organism: Halichondria panicea
Lineage: Eukaryota; Metazoa; Porifera; Demospongiae; Suberitida; Halichondriidae
Product: selenoprotein F-like
Exons: 4
Cellular component (GO): endoplasmic reticulum lumen
Molecular function (GO): oxidoreductase activity
Source: RefSeq, a predicted model, not a curated record